AUGCAUUCUGACUCCAGCUCGAGCAGAUCUUCCUCACCAGACAUGGAUGGGAUGUAUCUCAGAGACCACCUCAAUUCAGUGUCCUCGACGCAGAACGAACUCCUCCAGAAGAUGACGAGCGAGCACCUUUCCAGGCACGGGGAAAAGUCACCUGGCGGGAGCAAGUACAAACUCAAGAAGCAAGUGACCGAGCAAGAGAUUCAGCAUCUGAGGCUGAAAAUCAACGGACGGGAGCGCAAGAGGAUGCAUGACUUGAACCUGGCGAUGGACGGCCUCCGGGAAGUCAUGCCGUACGCACACGGUCCGUCCGUGAGAAAGCUGUCUAAAAUUGCCACUCUCCUGCUCGCCAGAAACUACAUCCUGAUGCUCAACAGCUCACUGGACGAGAUGAAAAGGCUGGUUGGAGAAAUCUACGGCGGACAUCAUUCUACGUUCCACUGCGGGACAGUGAGCGGGCACUCUGGCAACCCAGCGCAUCAGGUGCAUCCGCUGCUCGGGAGCGCGCUGUCCUCGUCCACAUCCUCCACCCUCACCACCACUUUACCGGGACUAACCUCCAUCCGAGCACCUCAUUCCCUAAUGAAGAGUGCCCCUGCACCCCCUCUUCAACUCGGCAGCGGUUUCCAGCACUGGUCAGGUUUACCUUGCCCGUGCCCCAUAUGUCAAGUACCUCCACCGCCUCAUAUUCCUAUCAGUUCAGCGGGACUGACGAGACUUACAAGUGAAAACAAGGAUGUGAUGAAGUAA
Molecule: messenger RNA, 747 nt
Organism: Oncorhynchus nerka (sockeye salmon)
Lineage: Eukaryota; Metazoa; Chordata; Actinopteri; Salmoniformes; Salmonidae
Product: oligodendrocyte transcription factor 3-like
Exons: 1
Coding region: 1-747 (248 amino acids)
Biological process (GO): axon development; sensory organ development; positive regulation of transcription by RNA polymerase II
Cellular component (GO): nucleus
Molecular function (GO): protein dimerization activity; E-box binding; DNA-binding transcription factor activity, RNA polymerase II-specific
Source: RefSeq, a predicted model, not a curated record